Paracoccidioides lutzii Pb01 is the source of this 4074-nucleotide messenger RNA. RefSeq names its product dynactin. The transcript is spliced from 2 exons. Gene Ontology annotation, cellular component: spindle; microtubule associated complex; spindle pole body. Bases 1 to 4074 code for a protein of 1357 amino acids. Gene Ontology annotation, biological process: nuclear migration involved in conjugation with cellular fusion; establishment of mitotic spindle orientation. The record is from RefSeq and is a predicted model, not a curated record.
AUGGGUGAUCUUUCCCCUGGCCAGGUUGUCACUCUGGCUGAUGACAGAAAGGCCGUAAUCCGCUUCAUAGGGGCUACCAGCUUCGCCCCUGGAGAUUGGGUUGGUGUGGAAUUGAGUGAGCCAACGGGGAAGAAUGACGGAUCUGUUCAGGGAGAACGAUACUUCGACUGCGAACAUGGUUUCGGAAUGUUCGUCAGGCCCGCUGCGGUUGCAGCUAUUUUGGAGCAGCCCAAAAGGGAAGAGCGGAAGCCAGCACCGAAAGGAGGUUUAAAUGAAGUGCCCCAGAGAGGGAGACCGCCCAGUGGCCUCGGGCCAAAGAGGCAAAGCGGGAUUGGGUCAACUGCUGUUAGAAAACAGAGUACUACUUCAAGCCCUUCCCCUGCUCCUAGAGCUGGAGCAUCUCCUCGACUUCUCAGAUCUCCUACAAAAUCGCCUACAAAACAGUUGUCAGUAACCUCGCGAACAGCGACCACAACGACACGGUUGCCCGCCACGGGUCUGAAACCCAGACAGAGUUUGAGCGGCCGUAGCUCAAUGGCCAUUCCUCCUACAACCACAGCUUUCAAGGGCCCCCGACAAUCAGUGGAAGGGCUAACGAUCAAGUCUUCUAGUCCACUUUCUCAGCAACCACUCCCUACCAUAAAGUCUCCGCAAAAACGAUUUUCACUGAGACCUACACCCACCAAGACAUCAACCCUUGAGAAAAUUGAGAGCGCAACAAGUGAAUUGAGUGAGGAAACUGGAGAUAGUGGAUACUCGAAUUCGCCCCCCGAAUCGAGUAGACCGACCCCGGCACCGCAAGCCUCUCUAGGCCCAUCACCGCACCGAUCCGUUUCCGGGACGAAUACUGUGCUUAAGGAGGUGGAAGAUCUUAAGACUAAGCUGAGGGUCAUGGAGAAAAAGCGAGUGGAGGAUCGGGAGAAGCUCAAGUCGCUAGAAACAUUGCGAUCGGAAAGAGAUAAAUUCGAGAGUAUCAUUCAAAUACUACAAACAAAGUACCAACCACAACAACAAGAGAUUGCACAGCUACGGAAACAGCUAAAGGAUGCUGAGGCUAGAGUUGAGGAGGCGGAACGUCUUCAAGAUGAACAUGAUUCUAUCGUUGAAAUGGCUGCCCUCGAUCGCGAAAUGGCCGAGGAGAUGUGUGAGGCUAUAAAAACUGAGUAUGAAGCGUUGAAAGUGAAAUCAGAGGAGCUGGAACUAGAAAUCGAGGUGCUUAGGGAAGAAAAUCAGGAGCUAGGUCAAGUUAUGAGUCCAGAGGAAAAGUCAAGCCAGGGCUGGCUCCAGAUGGAACGGACGAAUGAAAGGCUUCGCGAAGCCCUCAUACGCCUCCGCGAUAUGACGCAACAACAGGAGGCCGAUUUACGUAACCAGAUCAAAGAACUGGAGGGGGAGCUGGAGGAUUUCACUACCAUCAAAGCCAACUACGAGAUAGCAAAGGAGCAGCUAUUAAUCUCUGAAGCCAAUAUGGAGGAUUUGAAGCAGCAAGUUGAAGCUCUUGGAGCUGAAGAGAUGAUUGAGGAACUGGCCGAAAAGAAUAUGCAGUAUCAAGAACAAGUAAAUGAGCUGAAAGCGGUGAUUGAAGAUCUUGAAAGCCUGAAAGAAAUUAGUGAUGAGCUAGAGAAUAACCAUAUUGAGACGGAAAAGCAACUCCAAGAGGAAAUCGACUUCAGGGAGAGUGUCUAUCUUGAACAAGGGCGAAAAAUUGCUCAACAGGACGAGGUUAUAGAGGACCUGGGCUAUACCUUAUCCAAAUUUCGAGAGCUGGUCACUAAUUUACAGAGUGACCUCGAGGACAUGCGGGUAUCGCAGCAACUUACAGAAACGGAGUCGACAGAGCUAACCGCACGGUCAAGAGCGAUGAUGGACCUGAACAUGAAACUUCAAGCCUCCGUAUCAAAAGCUCAGAUGAAAACGAUUGAGGUGGAACUAGGCCGUAUGGCAGCUGAAGAAUCUGCGCAGCAUUUGGAGAUUAUGAAACUUUACCUCCCGGAAUACUUUGAGAGCGAACGGAACCCAAUUCUUGCUCUACUACGGUUUAAGAGAGUUGGUUUCAAGGCAUCUCUCAUGGGCACCACAGUACGGGAAAAAAUAUCCGAUGCAACCUCCACGACGUCUGGUGAUCAUAAUGUCUUUACGGCAUAUGAAGUCCUUGAGAAGUUAACAUGGAUAGCCUCCCUUUGUGACAGAUUUAUUAAUUUUAUCAGCAGCUGUUCAAACGAGGAGUUCUCCACUUUUGAAGGAGCUUUGUACGAACUGGAGCCCGUGGAACGUACGCUUAAUUCCUGGAUUGAGGGGUUGAAGAAAAAUGAACUGAACGAAAAGAUAUGCGCUGUUGAGCUUCAAAGAUCAAUCGCAUUACUCUCUCAUCUUGCUGAAACACUCAUUCCAUCCAGUCUGGAAUCGUAUGCUGAUGAAAUUUACAUGCGUUCGGUCAUGACACAGACUUAUCUAGAAUAUGCAGCGUUAUCCUUUUCUCAGUUGAGAACUACGCUGCAAGCGAAGCUUCCAUCGCCAAGCGAUGAGGAUGAGGAGGCUCCUUUCCUGUAUCAAAAAAUCGACGCCUUGGGUAAUCAAACCCGAAGCGGGAAGAUAGUAGCCGGCAAAAUCACCCGGUAUUUGGAUGAUUUAAAAUCAAGAUGUCUUGCAUUGACUGGUGACUUUGCAGACAGCUUUGAGAAGUGCGAGGGAGCUGCUAAGGAGGUCGCCGAGCUUGCAAGACAGCUUGGAGAAAAUAUUGUGCUACUGGCGGGAGAAGAAGGGCGGACAGAGCCAAUUACGUAUGCAGAAGUUGCUGCAAAUAUGUCACAGACGGUUAUGCUUCUUUUCCAACCAUCUGCUGCUUCUGCGGAAUCUAACGAUAAUAACCCUCUAUCCAUUGCUUCCAAUAAACUACGUAUUUUGGGAGCGUAUCUCGAAAAGGCCUCCGAUGCCUCGUCCGACCUAAGCCAAACUGUUGAGUUUGAACGUCACCCCGCUCCUUGGACUAUCCGUGCGAAAGAGCUCAAGUUGAACAAAGUUAUUUCUCCAGAUGCAGACGAGGAGAUUCGGCGUCUGAAAAAUGAAAUCCACGAAACAUCCACUGCACUUGGCGCUAAAGACAAGGCUUUCGAGGAGCAAACAAUCAAGAUUGAGCUUCUUGAAUCGAGAAUGCGCGACGCCGGAAAGAAGGCUGCAUUGGUUAAGGAACUCGAAUCCAAAUUCGAUACAUUGCAAGCCAAAGAACAAGAAUUAAUGGAUAUUGUCGAGAAGCAGUCAGCUGACCUGCAAAAUAUGGAACGGGAGAGGGAUGAUUACAGAGCUCGACUAGAAAAAGCGAAACGAGCUUCGGGAUCUUCUGGCGUUUUGCUUGGAGCAGAUGGCGUAUUAACUAUCGAUGCCGCCGCUUCUUCAGCAGUGAUGAGAGAAAACGAAUCGCUACGUGCAGAGGUUGCAAACUUGCAAGCGGCUGUCCGCUUCUUGCGCGAAGACAACCGCCGCGCGAAUUAUAUGGAUCCUUAUUCUGUACAACGAACAAAUCACAUGCGUGCCUGGCUUGAUACUCCUCUAGUUCGUCCCAAGAUUGCUGCUGAUGACAAGCGGGCGAUUUGUAAUGCCGCAUCUGAAUGCCAGGAUGUUCUCACGCAUCUUCUGAAGCUAACUAAAGAGUCUAAGCUAGUGGAUCUCAAAUCCACUCUACCCGUUGAUGAAGCAAGUCGUCUUUCCUGGAGACCAGUUAAGUCGACAACUAGAUACCAAGUUCUUCGUCAGCGAGAGGAAUACGAACAGUGGACUCAAUGGAAAGAUGAAGUCGCGCGGCGUGAGCGUGCCCGGGCGCGGAAGGAGGCCAAAGCCAUCAGGAAGCAUUUUCGCUAUCCGGAUACAACGGGGGUGGCCGCUGAAGUUUCAUUUCCUCCGACGUCUGGCUCUCGAGGGGCAGAGUCUUUCAGCGAUGCUAGAGAGCAGACUGCUACAACCAAAAGUCGAGGGGUGAUGGACCGGGCUUGGAAAAUCUUGGGGAUGCAGAGAGAUUUCGAUUCGAAUGACGGUUCCGAAUAUGGUGAUCCUGAGGAAGUCACUAUCGUCAAUGCUUAA